Sorghum bicolor (sorghum) is the source of this 1832-nucleotide messenger RNA. RefSeq names its product probable carboxylesterase 12. NCBI's taxonomy places the organism in Eukaryota, Viridiplantae, Streptophyta, Magnoliopsida, Poales, Poaceae. Bases 479 to 1669 code for a protein of 396 amino acids. Gene Ontology annotation, molecular function: hydrolase activity. The transcript has a single exon. The record is from RefSeq and is a predicted model, not a curated record.
CGAGGCCGCCGGCCGGGCGGCGCGUGCAGACGGGAGAGAGAGAGAGGGGAUAGGGGGCUGUUGGAUAUGAGGACUUGAAAUUAUAAUCUGAGAGGGCAUGAAAAAUGGGGCCCAAAUAGAAAGUGGGCUGGAGUUGAUUUUUUUUAUCAAAUCCCUAGAUUUAGAAUAGGGGCUUGUUUAGGAGGUUGGCUGACGAAUUCAUCAGUAUCCUGAGAUACGUGGACUCGUCAGUUCGUCGAUGGUCAUGCUCAUGCCGCGAAAUUGCAGUGCAAAUGAGAGCGUCGCCGUGGAUGCGUCCGACUGAACCUGCGGAAACAACAACGCGCAGGUCGCCGUCCGACGGGCACGUACGUGGGACGAUUAGGCAAAUGUUUUUGGCAAGGCUCUAGGCUUCCGACAAAGCUCAUAAGAGUCGUAGGCCUCCCGAGGAAGUUUGCGGUUGCGGCCUGCUUUUCGCUUCGCCUUCACUCACCUCACCAUGGCGGGGAGCUUCUCGUCCGCGCUGCUGCUCCUGCUCAACAUGGCGGGCGCGUUGCUCGCCCCGCCCGCUCUUCCUCCCGGCCCGGCGGCGGCCUCCGUGGUCUCCAACGGCGCCACCGACGACGACGGGGACGUCGACUUCUUCUUCUUCCCGUUCCUGGUCCUCUACAAGAGCGGCCGCGUGCAGCGCUUCAUGGGCACGGACACCGUGCCGGCAUCCACGGACCCGGCCACCGGCGUCGCCUCCAGGGACGUCGUCGUCCUCGACGCCUCCGCCGCCGCCGCCGCCGCGGGCCUCGCCGUGCGCCUCUACCUGCCUCCAAGCCGCCUCGCCACCAACCGCACGGGCACGGACGCCGACGACGAAAGCGAAAGGCUGCCGCUCCUCGUGUUCUACCACGGCGGCGCGUUCGUCACGGAGUCAGCCUUCUCGCCGACGUACCACCGGUACCUGAACGCGCUUGUGUCCAGGGCCCAGGUGCUCGCCGUGUCCGUCGAGUACCACCUCGCGCCCGAGCACCGCCUCCCGACGGCCUACGACGACGCGUGGGCGGCGCUCCGCUGGGCGCUCGCCAACGCCCGCGCGCGGGCCGCCGGGUCCGACUCCGACCCCUGGCUGUCGCGCCACGCCGACCCGGCGCGCCUGUUCCUGGGCGGCGACAGCGCCGGCGGCAACAUCGCGCACUACGUGGCGCUGCGCGCGGGGCGGGAGGGCCUGGACAGCGGCGGUGCCGGUGCCGGUGCCGCCGCCACCAUCCGGGGCCUCGCGCUGCUCGACCCUUACUUCUGGGGGAAGCGCCCCGUGCCGUCGGAGACGAGCGACGAGGACACGCGGCGGGAGCGCGAGCGCACGUGGAGCUUCGUGUGCGGCGGCCGCUACGGGAUCGACGACCCGGUGAUCAACCCGGUGGCCAUGGCGGCGGAGGAGUGGCGCCGGCUCCCCUGCGCGCGCGUUCUGGUCACCGUGGCGGGGCUGGACAUGCUCAGCGCCAGGGGCCGUGCGUACGUCCACGCGCUCAGGGCCAGCGGGUGGCAAGGCGCGGCGGAGCUGUACGAGACCCCCGGCGAGUAUCACGUCUACUUCCUGAACAAGCCCGACAGCGAUGAGGCGGCGAAGGAGAUGGAGGUUGUGGUGGACUUCAUCAAUGGCGAUCAAGUGAGCAGCAGAGCUUCAAGAAUGGACGCCUGAAGCUGCUUAUUUUGAGAUGUCUUAAGUGCCAGGGGUGUCACUUAGCUUAAUCAUUUUCAAACGGUCUUUUUACAAGUGAUUCGAAACCAAAACGUUUCACCGCCGUUUCUACAUACACAUGUGAAACGGCUGGAGACUAGUUUACGCACAUAUUCUCAUCCCA